CCGUGUUGCAUUGUGGGUAGUCGCCACCAAUCCGCCAUCUUCGGGUCACUUCAGGCAUGGCUUCCCUGGUCAGCAGAGUUCCCAGACUUUUCCAGGCCGUUGGCCGCACUCUGGCCGCUCAGGCCACCAGGGGUUACGCUGACGCGGCGGCUCCGGUCGGGAUGUCGUUCACUUUUGGGUCUCCGGGCGCGGCGUUCUACAAUGCUGCAACAAACGUGCGUCAGGUAGACGUACCAACGUUCUCCGGAGACAUCGGCAUCCUGCCCAGUCACGUUCCCACGCUCGCCGUACUCAAACCUGGACGCCUCUCUGUCUACGAAGAUGAGGGGAACGUCAAUCACUUUGUUGUGAGCAGUGGUUCAGUCACAGUGAAUGAGGACUCCUCUGUGCAGAUCCUGGCAGAAGAGGCAUGUCGACUGGAGGACAUUGAUCCUGGGUUGGCGCGUUCUGGUCUGGAGAAGGCGCAGCAGCAGCUGAGUGCGGCUUCGACAGAUGCAGAACGUACUGAGGCACAGGUGGCCAUCGAGUUCCACGAGCAAGUGGUCAAGGCUAUAGAGUAACAGAUUUGCAGAGUGCUGGGUUUGGCUGUCCCUGUCCAUUUAUCACUCGAUUUGUCGAUGUAUGAAGUAGUAUGAAUCAACUUAAAGAUAUUCAGGAACUUCUACGUAUUAUUGCAUUGACUACCUUCACAAAAGAAAUAAAAGUAUGUCUGUUGUCACCUUA
Branchiostoma belcheri (Belcher's lancelet) is the source of this 723-nucleotide messenger RNA. RefSeq names its product ATP synthase subunit delta, mitochondrial-like. The record is from RefSeq and is a predicted model, not a curated record. The transcript has 5 exons. Lineage: Eukaryota; Metazoa; Chordata; Leptocardii; Amphioxiformes; Branchiostomatidae. Gene Ontology annotation, molecular function: proton-transporting ATP synthase activity, rotational mechanism. Bases 57 to 560 code for a protein of 167 amino acids. Gene Ontology annotation, biological process: proton motive force-driven ATP synthesis.